AUUUCCAUUAUCCUCCAUGUGCCAGAUAUUGAAACACAGAGGACAAACUGUCAAUUAUCCAAUAAGAAGUAUGCAGUGUGUGUGUGGUUGUAGAUAUAGCAAAUUCAACUCAUGAAGACAGCUAAAUUGUACUGUAUUUCAUUCCUUACAAUUAGACCCCACGAGUGGCCUUUAGCUUCUGCUACAUUUAUUCAUCUUUUUCAUCAGGUCCCCACCCCACUCUCAAACACGCUGAUUCUCUUUAGCCUUUUCUUGGAUCCCACAAUUUCUCUGUAGCUCCUUCACAAAACCCAUAGAGAGACACAGAUUCUCUCUCUAAAGACAGCAGUCAACCACUGAAAAAGGAGAGAAAGAACCUACCCUACUCCCAUCCCACUCCACUACUUCCACUUGUUCAGUUGGCUCAGAAAAGCUUCAUCAUAGAUUCAUCAAUUGACAAUUGAGAUUGACCCAUUUUUGGAGUUCCAAGAAAAUUUGCUUGAAAAUCUUCAACUUCCCCAGAGAAUGGAAUUUAUGGAGCCACAUAGCGAAAACCAAGGGAGUGGCAGUGGCUCGGACCAUCAUGCACCAAAUCAAGAACCAUCUUCUCUCCAACUAGUUGCUCUUCACCACCAAAGUCAAUCUGAACCUAACCCUGGGUCCGGCCAGGCCCCAGCCCAUGGUCCCUUCAUGGGCUCCAUCUCCAUGCAAUCAAGAACCUUAGGUUUAUCCUCUUCUUCCAUAAACACCACCACCUCCUCUUCUAUCACCACCACCACCGCCCCUACAACCGCCGCCGUGAACAAUAAAGUGGCCAAAAAGCCAUCGAAAGAUCGCCACACGAAAGUGGAUGGCCGGGGUCGGCGCAUCCGCAUGCCGGCCUUGUGUGCAGCUAGGGUUUUCCAGCUGACAAGAGAAUUAGGCCAUAAAUCGGAUGGUGAGACAAUAGAGUGGCUUUUGCAUCAUGCGGAACCAUCAAUUAUAGCUGCCACUGGAACAGGUACAAUGCCGGCCAAUUUCUCCACCCUCAACGUGUCUUUACGCAGCAGUGGCACCACCAUCUCAGCUCCACCGUCCAAGUCUGCUCCUCUCUUCCUCGGCGGCGCCACCGGGAUGCUAGGGUUCCACCACCAGCUGUCUUCCAACAUCGGGUUUGGUCAAGAUCCGGAGGAAAAUUACAUGAAAAAGCGGUUCAGAGAAGAUAGCAGCGGGGCAACUUCACCUACAGCUUCUAGAAUGGGGAGAUCAGGAGUGCGAGAUCAAGAACCGGGUUCAGAACAAAAACCACAAAAACCCAAUUCAACACAUCCUACCAAUUUCCUCCCGGCUCCCGCUAUGUGGGCGGUGGCUCCGGCCGCCACAAACGCAGGCAACGCCUUCUGGAUGCUGCCUGUGACGGGAGGAGCCACCACGACCACGGUGGGUCCAGGGCAGCAAGAGCACCAGUUAUGGCAAUACAAGGCAUCUCCCAUGCAGAGAAUCGGUGGCUUCGAGCUCCCAAGUGGAGGCCGAUUCAGCCCGGUUCAGCUUGGUUCUAUGGUGUUACAGCAGCCACCGCCACCGGUUCAGCAGCUCGGACUUGGCGUCUCCGACACCAGUAACAUGGGAAUAAUGGGCUCCAUUAAUGCAUAUAAUAAUAGUAGGAUUGAUUUAGGCAUGAAUUUGGAGCAGCAUCACCAUCAUCAUCAAAAUCAGCCACAAAGUAACGAUAGUGGAGAUGAAAAUCCCAAAGAUUCUCAAUAAUGUUGGUAUAAAUGAAUUAUCAGAAUUCCCCGACUGGUCAAAUAAAGGCAAAAGUAGGCCAUAAGCAUCAAAUUUCAAUGUUGCAAAAUUUUCUGCAUUUUCUAGUUGAAUGAUUGUAGAAUUCUUACCUUUUUCAUAGGUGAAAAUUUCAGACUGGUGUGCAGAUAAUUUUGUUUUUUGUUUUUGAUGA
Molecule: messenger RNA, 1912 nt
Organism: Olea europaea var. sylvestris
Lineage: Eukaryota; Viridiplantae; Streptophyta; Magnoliopsida; Lamiales; Oleaceae
Product: transcription factor TCP23-like
Exons: 1
Coding region: 505-1722 (405 amino acids)
Cellular component (GO): nucleus
Molecular function (GO): DNA-binding transcription factor activity; sequence-specific DNA binding
Source: RefSeq, a predicted model, not a curated record